Aspergillus versicolor CBS 583.65 is the source of this 825-nucleotide messenger RNA. RefSeq names its product mitochondrial 37S ribosomal protein bS16m. Gene Ontology annotation, molecular function: structural constituent of ribosome. The record is from RefSeq and is a predicted model, not a curated record. Bases 210 to 527 code for a protein of 105 amino acids. The transcript is spliced from 3 exons. Gene Ontology annotation, cellular component: mitochondrial small ribosomal subunit; ribosome. Gene Ontology annotation, biological process: mitochondrial translation. NCBI's taxonomy places the organism in Eukaryota, Fungi, Ascomycota, Eurotiomycetes, Eurotiales, Aspergillaceae.
CUUCAAUAUAUAGAGGUUACAGAAUAACUAACAUAGUUAACUAUAUCUUACGUAAUCAUCGGGUAAACUAACCCAUUAAGGUCCGGAACAACAAACAUCCGAUCAGUUUUGGCAUCGACCCGGAGAUUUUGGCCAACGCCGCAACAGCUCUCUGGCGCAUCCAGUCAAUCCAUGCUCACCUCACCCCUCUAAUCGACACACCCGCCAGAAUGGUCGUCCGCAUUCGCCUAGCCCGGUUCGGGAACAAACACCAGCCGUUUUAUAACAUUGUCGUCGCCCAAGCGAGAUCCGCCCGCAACUCAAAGCCCCUGGAGGUGAUCGGGACGCUGAACCCGAUCCCGCAACGCCCGACAAAUCUAUCCGACGAGGAGGCCGCGCGCGCGAGAGCAUACAAGGAGAUCUCGCUUGAUCGGUCCAGAGCAAAGUACUGGCUGGGUGUGGGCGCGCAGCCGAGUGAUUCGGUUUGGCGGUUAUUGAACUUGGCUGGCCUUGUUCAACAGAAGCAGGAAGCUCCAAAGUCAACAUGAAAACGCGAUAAUAUUAUAUUCUGGUUGCCGCGCGGAUCGGCGGAGGAUGAGCCUGUCAGUUCAUAGGGCUGUAUCCGGUUUGAUGGUUUCAUGUGGCUGGGUAUCUGGCAGCUCGCUGUGGGAAAGGCCCCAAACUAUUAUGCUCAUGCUCACUACCCCCGGCAUUUCUUUGGCGUUAUGAGAUUGGAUCAUUUGGCAUAUGGGGAUCCAAAACUGUAUUGUACAUUGCUUGUAUAUUAGGAUAUCAUGAUAAGCUGACUUGAAGUUUAACAUUACUAUUCCAUUUGAUUAACUCGGC